Molecule: messenger RNA, 3969 nt
Organism: Fusarium coffeatum
Lineage: Eukaryota; Fungi; Ascomycota; Sordariomycetes; Hypocreales; Nectriaceae
Exons: 2
Coding region: 1-3969 (1322 amino acids)
Source: RefSeq, a predicted model, not a curated record
AUGAGGAAAUCAUCACAGAAGACGGCGACAAAGCCGGCGCCUUCCCGUCGGCCUUUUGAUCCGCUGUCACAAUUUGAACAGCAAAGACAGCAGGAGACUGCCAUGGCCCUCACAAUCCGGGGUAACCCGCCCAGGAACAACUCGGACGACAGUUCAAGGAACUCAAGGAACAACGUCAACACGUCGACUGCCCUCACAAGAAACCGAUCAGUCUCUCGUCCACCACCAUCUCGUCGACCAGAUGAUGAUGGUCUGUCUACCGUCUCCGAAGCCACCACUGCCCCAUCCGAGGUCUCCACCGUCUCUUCAGCCAGUGACGUCUCGUCCAUAUCACCACCACCUCAGUACAGACGACCGGAGUCUGGUCGCUUCGGAUUCCAACCUCAACAGCCCUUCCAACCUCGGCCUCCUCAGCUGCGCUUCCGAUCUACACAGGACACUGGAUCACCGGAGCCUUCACCCAGAGCUCAGUACAUGUCUGAUGACAACUGGGAUUCUGCAUCUGAACUAGGAUGGGGCAGUUCAUCCAAUGUCUCCGUCUCCACACGGGCUACUACUGUCAUGAGUGAGAGUGAGGAUGACUACUCCAAGACACCUACUCGAUCACGAUCUAUUGUUCGUCAGACUGGUGCCCUCUCUAGACAACAGUCUCGUCCUGGUGAGAAGAGGGUUGAGUUUGAGGAGGAUCGUCAACUGGAGAGAUCUUCUGGACGUCAGACUGAGCGUCAGCAGGAGAGGACCAAGGAGAGAUCACGAAGUCGUGGUCGCACCUAUCACAUUCACAUUGAGCCUACUGCUCAACAGGCCCUCGUCAAUGCUCAACCACAGCAACAACAACAGCAGCAGCAGCAGACCAUCACACAACAGCCUCAGCAGGUCACCCAGCAAGCUACCAUCCAGCAACCGGCUACCAACCAGGCUAAUGGCACCCUCGUCCACUCCAACACAACGACGACGACCACAUCGUCGUCGUCCACCUACACUCAGCACCCAGCUGGCCAACCAAUGAUGGCUCAAGCACCUGCUGUCGCUCCUCAACCAAUGAUGACCCAACCCAUCAUGCCCGCCCAACCAGUCAUAUACACUGCUCCCAUCAGCCCUCCCAUCACCCAGCCCAUCCAGCAACCCUUCGUCCAACCUGUGAUCCAGCAACAACCGCAGACUGCACCUCCACCUCAACGCAUCCCCGAGGAACGUCAGCUUCCUCAGCCUGAACGUCCUCCUUCUCGACCUCGAGCUCGCUCACGCCACGAUGUGGAAGAGACCAUGCAGGCUGAGCUCGAGAACCUCCGCAAGGAACUCAAGACCCUCAAGGAGAAGCAGAAGGAGACGCACAAGGAUCUCAGUGAUGCUCGGUACAGACUGUCCAACAUGCAGACUGACAAGGAUGAGCUCCGCGAGGAGAGGAACAAGGCUCAGGCUACACGUGAUAGACUUGUCACCGACUUCGAAGAGCAGACUCGUCUGCUUGAGCGAACAAGGACAAGGCUCGACGAGCAGCGUCGCACACUGGAGCGAUUCGAGAAGGACCGUGACAUGUCGAUUGACAAGGUUAAGAAGGAUCGCGAGCAGGUCCUCGACAGGUUCAAGUACGAGCGUGACCAAGCCAUCAAGAACGUCGACAAGUUCAAGCGCGAACGCGACCACGCUGUGGAGCAAGCCCAGAAGAAUCUGGAUUCUACCAUCUCCAAGUCCAAGAAGGAGCGCGACGCUGAGCUGCACCGUCUUCAGCGUGAGCGCGAUGAGAUGGUCAACCGCAUCCAGCGCGAACGCGACUCUGUCGUCGACAAGCUCCAGCGUGAGCGUGACUCCACUGCUGAGAAGGCCAAGAGGGAUCUUGACAUGACCAUCGCCAAGUCCAAGAAGGAGCGUGACUCGGCUAUCGCCAAGCUCCAGAAGGAACGUGACUACGCUAUCGAGCAGGUCAAGAAGGAGAAGGAUCAGAUCAUCCACCAGGCCAAGAAGGAGCGUGACAUGAUCGUCUCCAAGUUGACUCUCGAACGCGAUGAGCUUAUCAAGACUGAGGCCGCUUUCAGCAACAGGGUCAAGGAGCUUGAGGACCAUCUCACCAAGCACCGUGAACUCAAGGCUGCUCUUGAGAGAAACUAUGAGGAUCUCAAGAAGAACAGCAUGGAGGCUACGCAGAACAACAGCAAGUUCGAAGCCAAGGCUAUCAACCUGGAGCGCGAGCUGGAGGACAUCAAGGCUAUUCGCAAGUCUCAGGCGACCGCCUACGAAGCCCGCAUCGCCACCAUGGAGAUCUCGCAGGAGUCCAUGCAGUUCCGUGUCAGCAACAUGGAGACCGACCUCGUCGAGAAGUCCAAGGAACUCGGUGAGAUGUCCGUCGACCGCGACCGCUUCAAGACCGAGAGUGAGAACUCCAAGGGCCAAGUCGAGUCUCUCAGCAAGGACAAGCUCGGUCUUGAGGAGGACAAGAAGAACCUCCUCAACCAAAUCUCUGAUCUGACCACCGACAAGACGCGACUCCAGGAACAGCUCACCGGCCUUGAAUCCGACAAGAAGGCUCUAGAGGUGCAGGUUACAACACUCCAAGCGACAAUCGACGAUCUGAUGAAGGACAAGGAGACCUGGGCCAAGGACUCCGAGGCCAAGGAGGCCCAAAUUGCUGGUCUGGACUCAGAGAACGGAGCGCUCAAGUCGCAGAUUGAGUCCAUCAGCAAGGAGAAGGAGGGUGUUGCUAAGGAAAUGGAGGAGAUGGAGGCGAAGCGCAAGUUGCUUAAGAAGAAGUACGAGAAGUUGCACGGUGAACGCGAGGGUUUGAGGGAGCAGGUGAAGGGUCUUCUGAGUCAACAGGAUGACUCACAGGCACAGGUUCUGAGACUGUCUGUCGAAGUCAGUGGCUUGAGGUCUGAGAAUCUGAGUCUGAGGGAUGAUGCGGGUAGUGUUGUGUCCAGCUCUAUCUCGACUAUCUCUAGUGGCAUCAGCACUAUCAGCGAUUCUACUACCGCGUCGGAUGCUACUGCCAAGACUGAGCAGACUCUUGAGACUGUUCAGGAGGAGCCUGCGACCGAGGAGGUGAAGGUCGAGGCUGAGGUUGAGGCUGCACCUGCUGAAGCUCCUGCUGAGCCCGCCACCGAGCCUGAGGCUCCUGCUCCUGCUCCUGAAGACCCUGCCCCCGAAGCUGAACCUGCCCCUGCACCUGAGCCCGUGUCAGUCGAGACUGUACCCGAGGAAGCUCCUGCUGAGCCCGCUCCUGAGCCUGUGGCCGAGGACCCAGCUCCCGAGCCCGCAGCCGAACCUGCACCCCCAGCACCUGAAGAACCUGCCCCUCCAGCCCCCGAAGAACCCGCCCCUGCCGCCGAAACACCCGAGCACACUGAACUCAAGGAGAAGCACCACGAUCUAACCAUCAAACUCGAAGCCACCGCCGAAAACGCCGGCCGUCUGCAACUCAGCGUCGACACCCUAACCGCGGAGCGCGACGAGAUCACCCAGAAGCUCACCACCCUCCAAGAAGAAGCCACCGCUCUCCAAGCCAAGGCUGACGAAGUCACUACCGACCGCGAUGAUCUCAAGGGCAAGCUCACCGCUGCCGAGGAGCAGAUCGCCACCCUUAUUGCCGAGCGCGACGAGCUGAACAAGAAACUCGAGACCGCGGAGCGCGAAGCUGUUAUUCUGAAUGCCUUGAGAACCGAGAACAACAAUCUCAUGAAGAAACUCGAUGAAGCCAAGAAGGCUCAGAAGCAAGCUACAUCCAAGGUGAACUCUCUCGAAACACAAAUCGCUGCCUUAGUGGCACAGAUCCACAACGGUGGAGGUGUCGCGGCUGUGAGGUCUAGUUCCAAGGGACGAAAGGGACCCAAGGAUCCCAAGCGUGCGCAGGAGCUUGUCAUCGUUCGGGAUCCUCGAGAUGGAGGAAAGGGAUUGAGCUCUAUUGUUAGAAGGAAGAACUUGAAUUCUGCUGCUGCGAGGAGUAGUUCGCAGAGCGAUGGGUCUGCGGAUUCGUGA